Messenger RNA from Lepidothrix coronata (blue-crowned manakin), 507 nucleotides. RefSeq names its product zinc finger protein 511 (gene ZNF511). The transcript is spliced from 4 exons. The record is from RefSeq and is a predicted model, not a curated record. NCBI's taxonomy places the organism in Eukaryota, Metazoa, Chordata, Aves, Passeriformes, Pipridae. Bases 1 to 504 code for a protein of 167 amino acids.
AUGGCGGCGCUGCCGCUGCCGCCGGGGCUGCGCCUGCGGCUCCGUGAGGGGAUCCCGCAGGACACCGCCCGGGAGCUCCUCUGGGAGCCCCCUCAGCUCCCCGCUCAGCCCCUGCCGCCCUUCACCUUCGCCCCCCGCCGCCUCCGCCUCGGCCCGCAGCAUCCGCUGCUGGAGGACGGGGACGUGCACAGGCACCUCUACCUGCAGGGCGUCCUCACCAGCCUCGAGGAGGUCUCCGAGAGACCCAAUGUCCCCAAGCACACGAGCUGUCCUGCAGAGCAGGGCCCCAGCGUGCCCAUGGAAGUGAGCGUGGAGACGGCGGAGCAAUUCCAGCUGGACCCCGUGGAAACAGGGCCUGGUGAGGACAUGGAGAUCCCUCAGCCUGCAGCCAGCCCUGGCCCCUCGCUGCCAGAGAAACGGCUCUACAGAUCCAGGAUCCCAUCCACAAUUUGCUUUGGACAAGGUGCCACCCGAGGAUUUAAAGGACCAAGGAAGAAAGUCUGAAGG